This is a messenger RNA of Ficedula albicollis (Collared flycatcher), 1099 nucleotides long. Its product is annotated as keratin-associated protein 10-4-like. The record is from RefSeq and is a predicted model, not a curated record. Bases 14 to 1099 code for a protein of 361 amino acids. Lineage: Eukaryota; Metazoa; Chordata; Aves; Passeriformes; Muscicapidae. The transcript has 4 exons.
UGUCGCAGUGUGUAUGGGUGUGUCACGGGUCAGACACACGUGUCACGGGCUGGACACGUGUGUCACGGUGUGCACAGGCGUGUCACGGGUCACACACAUGUGUCACGGGCUGUACACGUGUGUCGCAGUGUGUAUGGGUGUGUCACGGGUCAGACACACGUGUCACGGGCUGGACACGUGUGUCACGGUGUGCACAGGCGUGUCACGGGUCACACACAUGUGUCACGGGCUGUACACAUGUGUUACAGGGUGCACGGGUGUGUCACGGGCUGUACACGUGUGCUCCGGGACACACGUGUGUGUUUCAGGCUGCACACGCCUGUUUCGGGGUGUACACGUGUGUUAUGGGGAGCACGGCUGUGUCAUGGGCUGGACACGUGUGUCACAGUGUGCACAGGCGUGUCACAGGUCACACACAUGUGUCACGGGCUGUACACGUGUGUUACAGUGUGCACGGGUGUGUCACAGGCGGUACACAUGUGUUUCAGGACACACGUGUGUGUUUCAGGCUGCACACGCCUGUUUCGGGGUGUACACGUGUGUUAUGGGGAGCACAGCCGUGUCACGGGCUGUACACGUGUGUCACAGUGUGCACAGGCGUGUCACAGGUCACACACAUGUGUCACGGGCUGUACACGUGUGUUACAGUGUGCACGGGUGUGUCACAGGCGGUACACAUGUGUUUCAGGACACACGUGUGUGUUUCAGGCUGCACACGCCUGUUUCGGGGUGUACACGUGUGUUAUGGGGAGCACAGCCGUGUCACGGGCUGUACACGUGUGUCACAGUGUGCACAGGCGUGUCACAGGUCACACACAUGUGUCACGGGCUGUACACGUGUGUUACAGUGUGCACGGGUGUGUCACAGGCGGUACACAUGUGUUUCAGGACACACGUGUGUGUUUCAGGCUGCACACGCCUGUUUCGGGGUGUACACGUGUGUUAUGGGGAGCACAGCCGUGUCACGGGCUGUACACGUGUGUCACAGUGUGCACAGGCGUGUCACGGGUCACACACGCGUGUCACGGGCUGGACACUACCACCAGCACCGCCAGUUCCCCCGGCGCUGUUCGUGCGCCCAGUUCUCCCAUACCCCUAA